Molecule: messenger RNA, 1722 nt
Organism: Exophiala viscosa
Lineage: Eukaryota; Fungi; Ascomycota; Eurotiomycetes; Chaetothyriales; Herpotrichiellaceae
Product: pyruvate decarboxylase
Exons: 2
Coding region: 1-1722 (573 amino acids)
Cellular component (GO): cytosol; nucleus
Molecular function (GO): pyruvate decarboxylase activity; thiamine pyrophosphate binding; magnesium ion binding
Source: RefSeq, a predicted model, not a curated record
AUGUCUACCACUGAUAUUACCUCCGAUCUCCGGGAUCCUGUGGAUGCCGCCACUUAUCUCUUUACCCGUCUCAAGCAAAUGGGCAUUGAUUCCGUCCAUGGAGUUCCUGGUGAUUUCAACCUAGUCGCCCUUGACUAUCUCGAAGGUUGCGGACUCAAAUGGGUUGGCAAUUGUAACGAGCUCAAUGCAGGCUAUGCUGCGGAUGGAUAUGCUCGGAUCAAGGGCAUAUCGGCUGUCAUCACCACUUUUGGUGUUGGGGAGUUGUCGCUUCCUAAUGCAAUCGCAGGAUCUUUCGCAGAAUAUGUCCCGGUUGUUCACAUUGUCGGCACUCCAAGCACCCUGUCGCAGGCGAAUGGAAUGCUCCUGCACCAUACACUUGGCAACGGCAACUUUAAUGUGUUUGCAGACAUGGCAGCGAACAUCGCGGUCGACGUGGCUAAACUGAAGGAUCCUAGAGACAUUCCGUCUCAGAUCGAUCAUGCAUUGGCUGAAUGCUACCUCCAAAGUAGGCCGGUCUACAUCACCCUUCCAACUGACAUGGUAAAGAAGAAGGUCGAGGGAGAGCGGCUCAAGACCAAAAUCGACCUCAGCCCUCACAAAAACGACCCAGAGAGGGAAGAUUAUGUCGUCGACGUCGUUUUAAAGUAUCUCACGGCAGCCAAAAACCCAGUCAUCCUGGUCGACAGCUGCGCCAUUCGGCACCGCGUUCUGCCCGAGACCCACGAAUUGAUUGAAAAGUCUGGUCUGCCAGUCUUUGUGGCCCCUAUGGGAAAAGGUGCUGUCGAUGAGACUUUGCCUAACUUUGGUGGAAUAUAUGCAGGAGACGGCUCCAAUCCGGGCGUUCGCGAACGUGUUGAAGGUGCUGAUCUGGUCCUGACCAUAGGCCAGGUCAAGUCCGAUUUCAACACAGCUGGAUUCUCCAUCAGAACAUCACAACUGCAGACAAUCGACUUCCACAGCACAUAUACACGGGUUCGCUUCUCCGAAUACCCAGGCGUGGGCAUGAAGGGUGUCCUGCGCAAAGUCAUCGAUAACCUGCCGAAACUUAACGUACAGCCAGGGCCGGACGCGCCUGAAAACAAGAUACCCGCCAGUGAGGAUUCGAGCGACCCGACCAUCACACAUAGAUGGUUCUGGCCCAAAAUGGGUCAAUGGCUCCAAGAAGGCGACAUUGUUCUCACAGAAACUGGAACCUCAAGCUAUGGUAUCUUCGAUACUCGCUUUCCCAAGGACGUCACGAAUAUCAGCCAAGUUUUGUGGGGAAGCAUCGGUUAUGCUACUGGUUCAUGUCAAGGCGUAGCACUCGCAGCAAAGGAAACUGGAGGCAAGCGUCGCACCAUCCUCUUCACAGGCGACGGUUCCUUCCAACUCACAGCUCAGGAGCUAAGCACGAUGAUUCGGCACCAGCUCAAUCCGAUCCUCUUCAUCGUCUGCAAUGAUGGCUAUACCAUUGAACGGUUCAUCCACGGUAUGAAAGCGGGAUACAACGACAUUCAGAACUGGAAUUACCAAGCCCUGCCCGCCGCAUUCGGUGCAAAGGAAGGCACAUAUAAGACGUAUCAAGUGAAGACGAAGCAGGAGGUGUCUGCCUUGUUCGAAGACAAGAACUUUUCCAGCGCACCUUACCUGCAGCUGGUUGAGCUUCAUAUGCCCAAAGAAGAUAGUCCUGAUGCACUGAAGCUGACCGCAGAAGCCAGUGCCCGGAACAAUGCCAAGGCUUGA